UGAUGAGGUUGCAUCCUGAUCAACUUUCUUUGUCUACAUUGAGACGAAAAAUGAUCUUGGUUGAUAGCAAUUGCAGGCAGCUUGAUACUGUUGACGUGCGCUUGAAUGGGAGACAGGAGCAGUUGCCUGUUCUGUGCACUGGGUGUGCUCUGAUAAAUGAUGAUCAUGGUUAAUAGCUGUUGGUUGGGCUGGUUCUGGGGUCCUUUUGCUUUGGGCUGGUUCAUGUUGCUGGGGGUCUCCUGCGCCUUGCUGGUUUUGGGCUGUUCACGUGCACUGUUCAUGUGCACAGCUUGUUUAAUGCUGCUGCUGGCCCUCACUCUUCAGUUACCUGGUUUUUCAGCUGGUCUCCCCCAGCUGUCUUUUCUUAUGGCGUCUGCUGGUUCUUGGUCUGCUGCCUGGCCUUCAUUGCAGGCUGCCACAGUAGCUGGGCACUGUUCACGUGAACUGCCUGGCUCCUGCUACAGUUGUUUUUCUGCCGUGAUCAUGCUGCCUUCCCAGCUGGUUUCAGCUUCUCAUGGAUUUGCGUCUGUCAGCUGGUUAUGGAUCUCUUUCAGCUGCUGCUCUCCUCGUUUUCAGCUGGCGCAGUUAUGUUUUGGUUCCUUCAGCUGCUUUCAUACGGUUGCUCAUGGUGUUCAGCUGGACUCUCAGCUGGAUUUCCAGCGGGUCUUAUGCAGCUAUUUAGCUGGUUCAGCUGCAGCUGGUCUCCUCACCUUCUCUCUGCUGGGGCUCUAUGGAUUGUCUCUUCUGGUUUCAGCUGAACUUUCAGCUGGUUUUAAUGGUUCUCCAGCUGGAAUUGCAGCUGAUUCUCAUCUUUUUUAUGGCCUUUGCGCCUUUGCUUGUCCUGAUUGAAAUAAUUUUGUUUUAUUUACUCAUCUUGCGCAGCUCUUACUUUUCUACUGCAUCUAACCAAGCAAUGCACUGGCGCAUCAUCCACUUCCAUUAAUGAUAGCUGGGCCACUAAUUUUUCAACACCACUGUUACACAUCACAUUGAAAUCUAUCCUCCUGCAAGGAUUUUUUUUUAAUAAGAUGAAGAG
Molecule: messenger RNA, 1036 nt
Organism: Ilex paraguariensis (yerba mate)
Lineage: Eukaryota; Viridiplantae; Streptophyta; Magnoliopsida; Aquifoliales; Aquifoliaceae
Source: the annotation of a GenBank genome assembly